Rhagoletis pomonella (apple maggot) is the source of this 5077-nucleotide messenger RNA. RefSeq names its product proton channel OtopLc (gene OtopLa). Lineage: Eukaryota; Metazoa; Arthropoda; Insecta; Diptera; Tephritidae. The record is from RefSeq and is a predicted model, not a curated record. Gene Ontology annotation, molecular function: proton channel activity. Gene Ontology annotation, biological process: proton transmembrane transport. Gene Ontology annotation, cellular component: membrane.
GUGGGUUGAUUGUUUGUUUGCUAGUUGAAGUUGUUUUCAGUCUGAAACGAAUUGUUGUGAGCGAUGGACGGAAGAGGAACUGGCUGCGUUUAGAAUAUUUCAACGGAUUUGUGUAUUUUUUUUUGUGCAUUUGUGAAUUGUUGAUGGGGCAAAGAGGCUAGCUAGCCAGCAGCCAGUCAGUGUCAGAAUCAGAGUCAAUGCGGUGAAGUACAGUGACAGACAGCCACCACAUAGACGGCAGGCCGGUAGAUAAAAUCAGAUAGGCAGUGAAGCUUGAAGAGUUGAAGAUAGCGCGCGAUUUGUAAGAAAAAAUUGAAAAAUUGCAAUAAGAAAAUCAAAAAAUCAAUCAAAAUUUCACAUCAAGCUGAGUGUAUUGGCAUCUUAUUUUUAAAACUUCAAUAAAAAAUUUAUUAAAGUGGAGUGUACGAGCAAUAAAUUAGUGUCAAAGAGAACGAAAUAGGUUACAAAAUCCUUAAAGCUCACAGAAACAUUGUAUGUAUGUGCAGAAAAAUCAAAGAAAAAGCAAAACCGACUACCAACAAACAAGUCAGCCAAAUUAAUAGAAGGCCAACUGCUAGACAGCCAAACCGCCCCCGAAAAGCAGGCAACACAUCACACCGCAAAAGGACGAAGCAUCAAAGCAAAAGGAUAAUUUGUUAGCGUGAUUGUGCAGACAUAGGGCGCCGUACAAAAAGGAAAAUAACAAAAAUUUAAAUAACUUAAAAAAAAAACGCGGCGUGCAACGUGUCUGAUCUGAUAAAAUCAAAGAAAUUAAGCCUUGUAUCUCAUAGACACCAGCAAUUUUAGCUAGCGUCUGCUUUAGCAGGUUAACAAAAACUACAAACAAACCAAAAUUAAAAUAACUCACUUUUCAAACCAAAUACUCCAUACCCGAUUAUCAGUGGAAUUGUGCAGUGCAUUAACGGUAUACAUACUUGCAUAAACACAUACCUACAUACAUAUGUAUGUAUGUUGAUGUGUUAAAGAGAACGCGAAGUGGUGGUUUAUAUUAGAAAAUUCCUUUUGUUCCUCUCGACGUUUCUGGGGCGCAUUUCGGAACCGAACAAAUACUUCUGGAGUAGAAAAUAAUACAAAGACUGCAAAUUUUGUAUUUUUUUCUUAUCAACAAAAACUCACAUCAAACAACGUGAAAACCACUGACUGAUUUACUCUGCCAAAAAAUAUGUAAAAACCUAAGUCUUUAACAAGAUUUAUAACAAGAAAACUUUAAAAAUUAGUUAGCAGCAAAUCAAAUUUACAACAAAACCAAAGUAGUUUUCUAACUUUUUUACGAAGAAAAAAGUUUUUAGUGCAAGUCAUAAAAAACCUCGAAAAACAAUAAAAUAAAUUUAAAAUAAACAAGAAUCAAAAAUACUAAAUAGUACUUUCAACAAAUUGCGCAGCAAUAAAAGUAGAAAUUACAAAAAAACACUACCACAAAUCAGUUCCACUUCAUUUGACGCAACUUUUCAACGACUACCGCAACUACAUAGUUACUCGUACAUACAACUCGUUCAACUUUUCCGCACAUCAUCUGCUCUCAUAAAUAGGCAUACCUUCACGAGCAAGCAACGUUCAAUCGCCUGCAAGUGUAGCAAGGAAUGCAGCGUUGUCCCUACAUACAUGAAAUGCGAGAACGUCUACUGAACGAGCAGCCGCGUGAGUCAGUACCGUUAGAGCAAAUGGAGCGCGCCAAUCUACUAGACAAUCGACAAUCGGCUGAUUCGCAUCAGCUACACGCCGAUGGCUAUCACACGAGUCCAGCACAUCAGCGAACGCCGUUAGUGCCGCGCGAUCUGGGCGAGGAUUUCAAUUUGGAUUUUGACGAUGAUUUUCCGAUUGAUGCGCGUCGGCCUAAAAAUGCCAAGGUUUGCUAUUCAAUUAAGCCAAAUCCAAAUCGAAGUUUUCUACCAGCAAGAAUCACCGUUCAUGGCACUUAUCAGACUAACAUAAUAACAGGACCGAUUGAACUAUGGACCUCGCUGUUCAUCGUCACCAGUUUGGUGUAUGCCAUCAUUUUGAUUGUUGUCUGCAUUGCCUAUGUGAUUAGCGAUGUGACAACCCACCGUCUGCCAGUGCUCUACUAUGAAACAUUCUUUACGUAUUUGUAUGGUGUCAGCAUACUCUUCCUAUUGUAUGUAUUUUGCUUCCUGUUGCAGGAGAGUUCCUGCUGUAAUGGCGGCAGUAAACCGAAAUCACCACCAAAGGAGAAAAAAUCAAAGAAAAAAUUACCAGAUCCAACCGAUUCGAAGGAUGCGAAGGGUUCCAAGGAUUCUGGCAAAACCGGCAAACCGAGUCCAUAUCAGGAGCGAUAUCCGGUUAAGAAACGUGAUCUCGUACGACAGUCUUUGACGUUACAGGAUUCGCAGGCUGAGGCUGAGGUCGCUGUUACUACGAAGAAUGUACGAAAACGCAAAACAACCCACAGUGAUCCCACACAUGGUAGCUUCUUUUUGCGUGUGGGCGCCAUUGCAUUUGGUUUGGGCGCCAUGAUCUACAUUGGACUGGAGUUUGGUUCUUUCUUCGAAAUCCCAUUCGACUCGCCAUGCCAUCACAUUUUGAUCGGCGUUAAUCCAUUGCUACAGAUGAUAUUCACCUUUAUGCAGAUGUAUUUCAUCUUCAUGAAUGCCAGACUGAAUAUUCACCGCUUCAAGGUUAUCGCCCGUUUCGGUCUCAUGCAUGUUGUCGCUACCAAUAUUUGCGUUUGGAUACGCACGCUCGUCAAGGAAUCAUUGCUCGAAAUCACCCUUCAUCAUCAACGUCGCGAACCCGAUCCCGAUGCCUCGUCCAUUGCCCAGUCCAUACGCCAACAUGCAUUACGACAUGCUGGCACAGUUCUGCGCACACACGCCGGACCAAAUGAGCAAUUUGAGGUACUGGACGGCGAGGAUUUACUUCCCGCCAAUGCCUACAAAACCGACAAUGUGCUCUCGAAAUUGGUGCGCAAAACUGUUGAUGGCAUCUCCAAGUCGUUCGGCAUGGGCGCUGCUGCAGGCGCCAAUGCCAAUGCAGCGCUCACCACGCUGCUCACAUCCACCACCAGACCCACGACCAUCACCACCACAACCACUACCCCACGUCCCUAUUUCACCACACCAUCGUAUCAGUGGCAAAGCACUACUAUGGCACGCAAGUUGAAGAAGUUUAUCACGAGCACAACAGCUGCCACGACCACAACGUUGGGCACCACACCUGCCACCAUACCAUCAACUACAACGCUGGCGAGCAGCCCUUUAACAACAACCACCACCGCAACAACCACGACCACUGAGGCACCCUUCAGACAUCACUUUGAGCAUUCGGCAUUUACGACUGGUGCCCCAAGCGUUGCCACCGAUUAUCUUAUGUCCACACACGGCGCUCUUAUUGCCGACUCGCCAUCUACCACUGCCGAGACUAUGUCCUCUAGCAUCGGUUCGAGUAUUGGCUCGUUCUUUAAUAGUUUAAUAUCGUCGACGCCUAGCACCACCGUUAGCACAACCACACCCUCCACUACCACUGAGAAUGCUUUGAAUGUGAUGACCAACUUGCUUGGUCCCGGCAUGAAUAAUUUCCAAACCUACUCGGGCAUCUCCCAUCCAGAGUCGACUGGCAUAGUGAGUUUUGAAAAUAUCGAGAGCCUCGAUAAUAUCUAUCCCGCCGCAUUGUCCUCCAACAUUGGUACUUUGAAUUCGACCGCUUGUGGACGUGUCGAUAUUAUGGGCACAAUUGUCUACGAUUCGGCACCUUUCCUGUAUCCCUUCAUUAUCGAAUACUCACUGAUUGGCGCUGUUGUCUUGUAUGUGAUGUGGAAGCACAUCGGACGUUAUCCGGGUCGUAUGAACGACGAGGAUUUGGAGCAUCGUUUGGAAGUGAUGUUAUCACGUCGCGCUGUAGCAAUGGCGCAUCAGGCCCGUUCCGGACGUGUCGAUUGCGUGGGCUCGUCGAAAGGGUUGUUCUUUGGUCUGUUGUUGCUGGUAGGUGCUUUGAUUUGCCUGAUACUCUUCUUCGUCUUGGUGCGUCAUCAGCAGUUCUCGCUGCUAGCAAUUUACCUUGCCGACGCAAGUCACUGUAUACUCAUGGCAUUCGCUGUGCUCGCCAUCAUCAUUGGUUUUAUAAGAGUUAAAAAUUUGAAAUUUCGCUGUGAAGAGCAAUCCAAUCUUAACGACAUUCUACUACGCAUUUCCGCUUUUGGUCUCUUCACCUACUCGGUAUUUGGCGUUAUUGCCGGCAGUUUAAAGGCGCUCGAAAGCGAACCAAAUCUUCUAGUCAUGACCACAAGCGCUGUAGCGGUAUUCCAGGUGAUCUUACAAUUGCUCUUCAUAGCCGAUGUUUCGCGUCGUCGCGUUCACUUGCCCGAACAUGAUCGCAGCAAACCGGGCCGUCAGAUUGUCACAUUCCUAUUGAUCUGUAAUGUGGCUAUGUUUGCUAUUUACACGUUUGAAGCUCAAAAAGUAUUCGCCAAUCCUGUUCAACUAGACUUCUACGGCUUUGUGCCAUGGUCAAUAAUUCAACGCGUCACACUGCCACUUUGCAUUUUCCACCGCUUCCAUAGCGCUGUAACACUCGCCGAAAUCUGGAAGACAACGUACAAGGCACGCUUGGAAUAAGGAAACACGCUGGAUCUAGAAAACAUAUUCAUGUAGAGAGCUGAUCAAAGUGUAAUGAAAGAAAUUGAGUAAACAGCAAAGAAACUGCCAAACUGCAAAAAGGUACCAAAAAGCAAGAAAUAAAGGAUCGGAGGAAAAAGAUAUUGGUAAACGUGAAAUGCGGAAAAAGAAAUUCAAACGAACCAGAUGAAUUAUACGAAAAAAUAUAAAAGAGCAACAGCGUAAAAUAGUUAAAAUUUAAAACAGAAAAAAGCAAGCAAAAAUAUGUAUGUAAUAACAGGAAUAGCCGUGCGAAAAAGCUAGGCAGCAGCAGUGUAGGGUCAAAAAAGGACUUGAGGUCAAGCAAUUUGAACCAUUAAAUAGGUUACUCGCAUACGCAACCAUACACAGCCACAAAUACACCAUAAACAUGCAACAGCUAUGCAAUGCUAAGCAACAUGAACAUGAACAUACACUCAGAAAAAUGCAUAAUACAUAGUAAAAAGAAA